Pteronotus mesoamericanus is the source of this 5062-nucleotide messenger RNA. It is a transcript of the gene L1CAM, whose product is annotated as L1 cell adhesion molecule. The record is from RefSeq and is a predicted model, not a curated record. Gene Ontology annotation, molecular function: cell-cell adhesion mediator activity. Lineage: Eukaryota; Metazoa; Chordata; Mammalia; Chiroptera; Mormoopidae. Gene Ontology annotation, biological process: cell-cell adhesion; axon guidance; brain development. The transcript has 28 exons. The coding region runs from base 128 to 3901 and encodes 1257 amino acids. Gene Ontology annotation, cellular component: axon; plasma membrane.
CCCUCCUCCCCUCUCCCAGUGCCCCCACCCCCAGCUCCCACCCCAAGCCGCCCACCAGCCCCCUUCCCUCUGGACCGGAGCCUGAGCCGGGUCAGGCCGGCUGUGCCGCGCCAGCGCCGCCAGGAAGAUGGCCGUGGCGCUGCGGUACUUGUGGCCUCUCCUCCUGUGCAGCCCCUGCCUGCUCAUCCAGAUCCCCAAGGAAUAUGAAGGAUACCACGUGAUGCAGCCACCUGUCAUCACGGAACAGUCUCCACGGCGCCUGGUUGUCUUCCCCACAGAUGACAUCAGCCUGAAGUGUGAGGCCAGUGGCAUACCCGAAGUUCAGUACCGCUGGACUCGGGAUGGCAUCCACUUCAAACCCAAGGAGGAACCGGGUGUGACCGUGUACCAGGCGCCCCACUCUGGCAACUUCACCAUCACCGGCAACAACAGCAACUUUGCCCAGAGGUUCCAGGGCACCUAUCGCUGCUUCGCCAGCAAUAAGCUGGGCACUGCCAUGUCCCAUGAGAUCCAGCUUAUGGCUGAGGGUGCCCCCAAGUGGCCAAAGGAGACCGUAAAGCCUGUCGAGGUAGAGGAAGGGGAGUCAGUGAUUCUGCCUUGCCACCCUCCACCCAGUGCAGAGCCGCUCCGGAUCUACUGGAUGAACAGCAAGAUCUUGCACAUCAAACAGGACGAACGGGUGACAAUGGGCCAGAAUGGCAACCUCUAUUUUGCGAAUGUGCUCACCUCGGACAACCACUCAGACUACAUCUGCCAUGCUCACUUCCCUGGCACUCGGACAAUCAUUCAAAAGGAACCUAUUGACCUUCGUGUCAAAGCCACCAACAGCAUGAUCGACAGGAAGCCACGCCUUCUCUUCCCCACCAAUGCCAGCAGCCACCUGGUGGCCUUGCAGGGACAGCCGUUGGUUCUCGAGUGCAUCGCUGAAGGCUUCCCCACGCCCACCAUCAAGUGGUUGCGCCCAAGUGGCCCCAUGCCAGCCAACAGAGUCACCUAUCAGAACCACAACAAGACCCUGCACCUGCUGGAUGUGGGCGAGGAGGAUGACGGCGAGUACCAUUGUGUGGCUGAGAACUCGUUGGGCAGUGACCGGCAUUCCUACUAUGUCACUGUGGAGGCUGCCCCAUACUGGCUGCACGAGCCCCAGAGCCAUUUGUAUGGACCAGGGGAGACUGCCCGCCUGGACUGCCAAGUGCAGGGCAGGCCCCAACCAGAGGUCACCUGGAGAAUCAACGGGAUCCCUGUGGAGGAGCUGGCCAAGGACCAGAAGUACCGGAUCCAGCAUGGAUCCCUGAUCCUGAGCAACGUGCAGCCCAGCGACACGAUGGUGACCCAGUGUGAGGCCCGAAACCGGCACGGGGUCCUGCUGGCCAAUGCCUACAUCUAUGUUGUCCAGCUGCCGGCCAAGAUCCUGACCCCAGACAACGAGACCUAUCUGGCAGUUAAGGGCAGCACUGCCUACCUUCUUUGCAAGGCCUUCGGAGCUCCUGUGCCCAAUCUCCAGUGGCUGAACGAGGAAGGAAAGACCGUGCUACAGGAUGAACGCUUCUUCCCCUACACCAACGGGACCCUGGGCAUUCGAGACCUCCGUGCCAGUGACACAGGAUACUACUUCUGCCACGUUAUGAAUGACCAAAACAAUGCAACCAUUGUGGCGAACCUGCAGGUCAAAGAUGCCACUGAGAUCAAGCAGGGACCCCAGAGCACAAUUGCGAAGAAAGGCUCAACAGUGACAUUCACCUGCCAGGCCUCCUUUGAUACCUCCUUGCAGCACAGCAUCACCUGGCGCAGAGACGGUCACAGCCUCCAGGAGCUUGGGGAUGGUGACAAGUACAUCAUAAAUCAUGGGCGCCUGGUCAUCUCCAACCUGAGCUAUAGUGACCAGGGCAACUACAGCUGUGUGGCCAGCACAAAGCUGGAUGUGGUGGAAAGCAGGGCAGAACUCCUGGUGGUGGGAAGCCCUGGGCCCGUGCCUCAGCUGGAGGUGUCCAAUCGUCACCUGCUGAAGCAGAACCAGGUUCGCCUGUCUUGGAGACCUGCUGAUGAUCACAACUCCCCUGUUGAGAAGUAUGACAUUGAAUUCGAAGACAAGGAGAGGGAUCCUGGGAAAUGGCACAGUCUGGGCAAGGUACCUGGAAACCAGACCUCCACCACCCUCAAGCUGUCACCUUAUGUCCACUACACCUUUAGAGUUACUGCCAUCAACAGAUAUGGCCCUGGGGAACCCAGCCCGGCCUCUGAGACUGUGGUUACACCUGAGGCAGCCCCGGAGAAGAACCCCGUGGAUGUGAAGGGGGAAGGGAAUGAGACCAACAAUAUGGUCAUCACUUGGAAGCCACUCAUGUGGAUGGACUGGAAUGCCCCCCAGGUUCAGUACCGUGUCCAGUGGCGCCCUGAGGGGGUGCGAGGGACCUGGCAGGAACAGACCGUGAGCGAUCCCUUCUUGGUGGUGUCCAACACCUCCACCUUUGUGCCCUAUGAGAUCAAGGUCCAGGCCAUCAACAGCCAGGGCAAAGGCCCCGAGCCCCAGGUCACCAUUGGCUACUCUGGGGAAGACUGUCCCCAGGCAAGACCUACGCUAGAUGACAUCGAAAUCCUCAACUCGAGCACCGUGCUGGUCAAGUGGUUGCCUGUGGAUCCAGCCCAGGUCAAGGGCCACCUGCGCGGAUACAAUGUGACAUACUGGUGGGAGGGCGGUCAGAGGAGAAACAGCAAGAGGUAUGUCUACAGAGGCCAUGUGGUGGUGCCCGCCAACACCACCAGCGCCAUCCUGGGAGGCCUGCAGCCCUAUAGCUCUUACCAUCUGGAGGUGCAGGCUUUCAACAGCCGGGGACUGGGGCCUGCCAGCCAGACGACUUUCAAUACCCCAGAGGGAGUGCCUGACAACCCUGCAGCAUUGCACCUGGAGUGCCAGUCCAACACCAGCCUGCUGCUCUACUGGGAACCUCCAGUCAACCACAAUGGCGUGCUCACUGGCUACGUGCUCUCCUACCACCCAUUGGAUGAUGGGGGUAAGGAGCAGUUGUCCUUCAACCUUUCGGACCCUGAUCUCCGGAUGCACAACCUGACCAACCUCAGCCCCCACCUGCGGUACCGCUUCCAGCUGCAGGCCACCACGAAGGAGGGCCCUGGCGAGGCCAUUGUGCGGGAAGGAAGCACCAUGGCCCUAUCUGGGACCCCAGAUUUUGGUAACAUCUCAGCCAUGGCUGGCGAGAACUACAGCGUGGUCUCCUGGAUCCCCAAGGAGGGCCAGUGCAACUUCAGGUUCCAGAUCUCAUUCAAAGCCCAGGGUGAUGAGAAGAUGCCCCCUUACCUCCUGCCACAGUAUGUCAACUACAGCCAGAGGACCUACACACAGUGGGACUUGCAGCCUGACACUUCCUACGAGAUUCGCCUGUUCAAGGAGAUGAUGUUCCUGCGCCAAAUGUUUGUGAAGACCAAUGGCACUGGCCGAGUGAGACUCCCUCCCCCCGGCUUUGCCACCGAGGGCUGGUUCAUUGGCUUCGUCAGCGCCAUCAUUCUCUUGCUCCUCAUCUUGCUCAUUCUCUGCUUUAUCAAGCGCAGCAAGGGUGGCAAGUACUCAGUAAAGGAUAAGGAGGACACCCAGGUGGACUCCGAGGCCCGGCCGAUGAAGGACGAGACCUUCGGCGAGUACAGGUCCCUGGAGAGUGACAACGAGGAGAAGGCCUUUGGCAGCAGCCAGCCAUCCCUCAAUGGAGACAUCAAGCCCCUGGGCAGUGAUGACAGCCUGGCUGACUAUGGGGGCAGUGUGGACGUCCAGUUCAACGAGGACGGCUCCUUCAUUGGCCAGUACAGUGGCAAGAAGGAGAAGGAGGCAGCAGGAGGCAACGACAGCUCAGGGGCUGCCUCCCCCAUCAACCCUGCAGGGACCUUGGAGUAGUGGGGUCCAGCCAGGCAAGGUGCAGCCCAGGGCUGGGCGGGCCACAGUGGAGUCAGAGGCCAAGACCCCGCAGCCCGAUGCCUGUUCUGGGCCCCUGACCUUGGGACUGAGGCCCCUUCCUGUCGCCACCAGGCCUCACACCCCACCCUCUGGCCCUGGGCCAGUGGGAGGCUUGAGUUGGGAGCAGAAGAGAGGAGCUCACUGCCUAAUCCCCUUAUGACUACCCACACCCCACUUUAUUGCCAAAACCCAGCUGCACCCCUUGUUGGGCACACGCUGCUUUGCUCCAGCUCGGGGGCUGGCUGAUCGCUCAAACAUCAGGAGCCUUCAGGUGCUGCCUUGCCAGCCUUUGGGCAGACAGAGGCCGUGGUGGUCGGGGAGGGGAAGUGGAGAUGGCUCCACAGGUGUCUCCCAGAUGCAGCCUGGUGGGAUCUUUUCAGGACUAGGACUGGCACCUUCUUCCCCGGCCACUUUGUGGCCAGCCUGGCUGGGACUGAGGAUAGAAUUUGGGUCCCCACCAUCUGCUCUCUUCUCUUUGCCAUCUCUGCUCCAACCGGGAUGGGUGCUGAGUAAGCUGGCCACGGGUGCAGGAGGCCAUGUGGAGAGCGCAGAGUCCCCACUUGCCAGUAUCACCCUCCUCUGGCUGCCCACCGCACCCCGUGGCUGGCUUUCAGGAGCUCCAUACACACGCUGCCUUCAGUACCCAUCAGACAACAUCCAAGUGGCCUCCAUCACUGCCAGGGUAUGCGGUGGGCACACCUCCUUCCCACUGCCCCUGGCCCCUGCCUCUCCCAGCUGCUACCACACUCUAGGACCCCUUAGCAGCCCUGCCACCCCCCGGUCAGAACAGUUUCCUUCCUCAGCCUUCCCUUCUGCCCACCUUGGGAAUGUAAAUACACCAUGACUUUGACAGUUCCUACCCUUGCCCUUUCCCCAUAUGCCACUAGUGUGUAGGCAGAUGUCUGAGUCUCUAGGUGGUUUCUAGGUUUUAUAGCAAUUAGCUUUGAUGAUCCCAUCCCAGGAAAAAUUAAAAAAAAAAAAAAAAAAGGAAAGAUGGGUUCUCCCAGCUCUGCUGUGCUCCUGCCAGCAGCCCCUGUCUCCCUGUCUGCCUUUGCUUGGUCUGUUGAUGAGCCCUUUACAAAAAAACAAAAAUAUAUAUAU